This is a messenger RNA of Cyclopterus lumpus (lumpfish), 2068 nucleotides long. RefSeq names its product peroxisomal biogenesis factor 11 alpha (gene pex11a). Gene Ontology annotation, cellular component: peroxisomal membrane. Bases 537 to 1277 code for a protein of 246 amino acids. The transcript has 3 exons. Gene Ontology annotation, biological process: regulation of peroxisome size; peroxisome fission. The record is from RefSeq and is a predicted model, not a curated record. NCBI's taxonomy places the organism in Eukaryota, Metazoa, Chordata, Actinopteri, Perciformes, Cyclopteridae.
UGCCCAAAGGCACCGGUGUUUCGGUUUAACAGGCGACCGUGUUAACUUGCGACUUUCAUCCGAACGUCUGUUGUACUUACGACAGCUGUUGGAAAUAGGAAAAUAACAUGUAACUGUCCUCGUGAAUGCCGCAUUGUAGCAUGUUUCAAACAAUCUCAUAUAUAUCGUAUGUAUCGAAUGCAAAUUAAACUAUUCGGCGUUCACGAGGAUAGAGAACAUAUUCUCUUCCUAUUUCCAACAGCUUUCGUAAAUACGACAACAACAGACGCGUUCGGCUGAAAGUCGCCAGGUAACAGGGUCGCUUGUUAAACCGUAACAUCGGGAAGUUAGCUAACCUAAGUCUCAAAGUGCAAGAAGUUUCAACAUUCAGGGGAUCUGUUUGAGUUUAAUGGGCAACGCCAGAUGAACCACCAUUGCCAACAAUAGAAGUUGCUGAUAUUCUACCCACAGUCGCGAGGCAUUGCCGUUAAUGUGUCUCCGUCUGGUGCAACUCGGUCUCAGCUAAGUAGAACAAGUUGUUCUUGUUUGAUUUCACCAUGGAUGCGUUUCUCAAACUCACGAGCCAAAGCCAAGGAAGGGACCGUAUAUUCCGGGCAACCCAAUAUGCAUCUGCACUGUCGAUAUAUUUACUACGAAACAACUCCGAAAGAAAGGACCUUGUGGCGAAACUUAAAAGUCUGGAAACCAACAUGAGCGCUGGACGAAAGCUGCUCAGGCUGGGAAACGCAAUAAAUUCUAUUGAGGCUUCUAAGCGAACCAUGCAGCUCUCUGACCGAGUGCUGAGCCUGUGCCUUACGGUGGCCAACAUCAACCGCGCCCUCUACUUUAUCUGUGACAAUGUACUUUGGGCCAGAAGUGUCGGUCUCAUCCGUGAUGUCGACAAGGAACGCUGGAGCCUAAAUUCCUCUCGCUGCUACUUCCUCUCGCUAGUUAUGAGUCUGACCAGAGAUGUUUAUGUAGUCCUCCAGUUAAUGACACACAGGGCACGAGAUAAACACUUUAAGCAGAAAAUGGAGGAGCAUCUCAGUGAAAGUCCUGAAGUAGCUGAAGCUGUCGUUCCUCAGUUGGAUGCGUUUAUCUUUCUGUUGUUUGAGAGCUUCAAAUCGCAUCCUGCUGUUGCCUUGGACAUGCUGAAAAAUAUAUGUGACCUCUUUAUUCCCCUAGACAGGUUGGGUAUAUAUCAAUCCAAUGCAGGAGUGGUGGGAUUGUGUGGUUUGAUGUCCUCAGUGAUUGGGCUUGUAACCCUGGUGCAGCCCAAGUUAACACUUAAACCAUGAUAACAAGGGGGGAAUCAAACCUUACUAACUAACUCCAGAGCAAAAGUUUUAUUUAAAAGGAUUUAGUGUCAUUUCAACCUGGUGCACAAUGAGAUUAGGCAACAUUUAUGUUAGAAUAGCUGAAGGGAUGACUGGAUAUGAUUGUUUUGUAAAAGAUGUUUUGAUUGAUUGCACUGAUUUAUAUCAUACUUUUGGGAGACGCAAUGAUUUAACAUUGAAUUGGCCAGUUAAAGUUAAAAACACUGAUUUAAAAGGAAGCAAAUCAAGGUUACCUGGAAGCCUUGUUAAAGUUUUGUAAUUCAAAAGAGCCACGGCUAAACCGGUGUCCAAUCCUGUCUUUUUCAACAUCACAUUUAACACCGGCAGUCGUCUAACUACUUUACUUAUAUUAUAAGGGCUCCUUACUGAUGCUGAUUUUUGUAUUUGUCUUUGUACAUCUCUUUCACUGCACUCUGUUUUGUGAUGAGAUGCUGUUUUACCUCAAUGAUUCAAGCGAUGAACAAGCUGCUUCUCAGCCAAAAGGGCUUCCAGGGGGAAAAAGCAGCAGAGAGAUUUUUUGGGAAGAGUAUUUUGACUUCCCAAAAGUAUUUUGACUUUGACAUGUCACUAAUAAAACAAUCCAUGACUCUGUUCUAUCAAAGUGUCCCAGUAAGAGUGACUGUGUGCCAGCAUGCACUAGACCAUGAGCCUGAAAUCCAAACUGCUAAAUGAAAUCCAGCCAUCAUUCAUUUCUAUAUUUAGACAUGUGCUUUUCCUACUGUGACCAAUUAAAAUGUUGUGUGUGGAAAAUG